Messenger RNA from Globicephala melas (long-finned pilot whale), 5250 nucleotides. RefSeq names its product estrogen receptor 2 (gene ESR2). The record is from RefSeq and is a predicted model, not a curated record. Gene Ontology annotation, molecular function: zinc ion binding; nuclear estrogen receptor activity; steroid binding. Gene Ontology annotation, biological process: cellular response to estrogen stimulus; cellular response to estradiol stimulus; estrogen receptor signaling pathway. Gene Ontology annotation, cellular component: chromatin; nucleus. NCBI's taxonomy places the organism in Eukaryota, Metazoa, Chordata, Mammalia, Artiodactyla, Delphinidae.
UUCCCCGCCAGCCCUUGAAAGAUGAGAACCCACACCUUCCACCUCCCGACCCUGCCGCGUGGCUUUGCCUCUCCCGGGGCUCGAGGCUGCCCUUGCCGCUGGGAAUCGAUUGGGCAAAUAGUUUCACCUCUAGAUGCUUAGUCAGACUUCUGUAUUUAAUGACGCCAAAGCAUCCAGCUCCUCUCAGACUCACGUGGCUCAGGGUCUGGGGAGCCGACCCUCAAAGCGUGGCCCCCAACCCGGCAGCAUCAUUUUCAGCAUCACCCCGGACCUGGUUAGGAAUGCACAUUCUCAGGCCCCGCCCCAGACCUCCCAAAUCCAAGACCGGGGGAGGGGCGCCGUCUGUGCUUUGCUGCUCCUGCGGGUGACUGGGAGGCGCUCGACGGUGACAGCCCCUACCCUGGGGCUUCCUACGUCGCUCAGGCCGCCGGGAGAGCGGAGGCUGCGACAGACGCCUCUGGAAACUUGCAGGGCAGAGAAGAGGCGGCGGGAGCCGGACCAGAGCGGGACCGUCCAGGGCUGCGACUGGCAUCCGGUGCUGCGUUUGGGAUCUGGGCUGCGCGAGGUGCGCUCACUCUCCGCAGCUGGUGCCGCAGCCGGGUGCGGGGAACAGAACUAGUCCGGGAAAAGCACGUGCCGCGUUUCAGUGAUUGCUAGGCGGGUGUGUACAAGUAGGCCAUACCUGUCUAUGAUUCUUUGAGAACAUUAUAAUGUCCCUUUGUGCCUCUUCUCACAAGGAGUUUUCCUAGAUGUUACCUAUUCAAGACAUGGAUAUCAAAAACUCACCAUCUAGCCUUAACUCUCCUGUCUCCUACAACUGCAGUCAAUCCAUCCUACCCCUGGAGCCAGGCCCUAUAUAUAUACCUUCCUCCUAUGUAGAGAGCCACCGUGAAUAUUCAGCCAUGACAUUCUAUAGCCCUGCCGUGAUGAAUUACAGUAUUCCCAAUAACUCGGAAGGUGGGCCUGGUCGACAGACCACAAGCCCAAAUGUAUUGUGGCCAACUCCUGGGCACCUCUCUCCUUUAGCCAUCCAUUGCCAGUCGUCACUUCUGUAUGCAGAACCUCAAAAGAGUCCUUGGUGUGAAACGAGAUCAUUAGAACACACCUUACCUGGGAACAGAGAGACAUUGAAAAGGAAGGCUAGUGGAAGCAGUUGUGCCAGCCCUGUUACUAGUCCAAGUUCAAAGAGGGAUGCCCACUUCUGUGCGGUCUGCAGCGAUUAUGCAUCGGGAUAUCACUAUGGAGUCUGGUCGUGUGAAGGAUGUAAGGCCUUUUUUAAAAGAAGCAUUCAAGGACAUAAUGAUUAUAUUUGUCCAGCUACAAAUCAGUGUACAAUAGACAAGAACCGGCGUAAAAGCUGCCAGGCCUGCCGACUUCGGAAGUGCUAUGAAGUCGGAAUGGUGAAGUGUGGCUCCCGGAGAGAAAGGUGUGGGUACCGCGUAGUUCGAAGGCAGAGAAAUUCUGAUGAGCAGCUGCACUGCCUGAGCAAAGCCAAGAAAAAUGGUGGGCACGUGACCCACGUGAAGGAGCUGCUGCUGAGUGCCCUGAGCCCAGAGCAGCUGGUGCUCACACUCCUCGAGGCCGAGCCGCCCCACGUGCUCGUGAGCCGCCCCAGCACGCCCUUCACCGAGGCCUCCAUGAUGAUGUCCCUGACCAAGCUGGCUGACAAGGAACUGGUACACAUGAUCGGCUGGGCCAAGAAAAUUCCGGGCUUCGUGGAGCUCAGCCUGUACGACCAAGUGCGGCUCUUGGAGAGCUGCUGGUUGGAGGUGCUCAUGGUGGGGCUGAUGUGGCGCUCCAUCGACCACCCCGGCAAGCUCAUCUUUGCUCCAGACCUCGUUCUGGACAGGCUUCUGCAGCGAGAAAACUUGAACCUACUGAGGAUGAGAGGAAAAUCCGGGUAUCUCAGCUUAUUUCUAACAAGGGAUGAAGGGAAAUGUGUAGAAGGAAUUCUGGAAAUCUUUGACAUGCUCCUGGCAACGACUUCAAGGUUUCGCGAGUUAAAACUCCAACACAAAGAAUAUCUCUGUGUCAAGGCCAUGAUCCUCCUCAACUCCAGUGUGUACCCUUCAGCUGAGGCACCCCAGGAGGCUGACAGCAGCCGGAAACUGGCUCAUCUACUGAACGCUGUGACGGAUGCUCUGGUCUGGGUGAUCGCCAAGAGCGGCAUCCCCUCCCAGCAGCAGUCCGUCCGCCUGGCUAACCUGCUGAUGCUCCUUUCUCACGUCAGGCACGCCAGUAACAAGGGCAUGGAACACCUGCUCAACAUGAAGUGCAAAAAUGUGGUCCCCGUCUACGACCUGCUGCUGGAGAUGCUGAAUGCCCACACACUUCGCGGCAGCAAGUCCUCGGUCACAGGGUCCGAGUGCAGCCUGGUGGAGGAAAGUGAGAGCAAAGAGGGCUCCCAGAACCCCCAGGCUCAGUGAUGCCAAGCCCUGAGGUGUGGUCAGGCUGCAGAGGAGGUCAGAGGCCGAAGCGUGAACUCCAGCACAAAUCGUGAGCCCCAUCAGGAGGGGGCGGGCUUCAUCGGCUUUCUGCUGUGUGAUCCCUCAUAUGGCCCCUCAAUACCAUCCUUCCCCGACCUCCCUACUUCCCGGGAGUCAGGGUGAGAAAGCCAGUGCUCCUUGUCACCAGGGGGCACGUUUGAGUGCAGCGUUUAUGUCUUGCUUGGCCUCAUGGGAUCUCAUUGUGGUCCCUCUCACUUCCCAUCUCCCUCCCACCCUUUGGAAAACAUCUUACAGCUUUUGGAAUGACUGGUGGAAAUCUGACUUGGAAGCGUUGUCAAGUAGAAAGGGGAGAGAACGUGGCACAUGCACAGGAAGGGGACUAAGCCUUAUUGUGCCACUUAACCUGCCCACAGAAUUAGUCCUUUGUAUGCUGCCUCUGGACCACUUGAUUGUAGGAUUGAAAACCACGACGGCAGUCAACUAACUGGUUCCACACACCUAUCUCACAGGCCUGUGAGGACAGGUGUCACGUAUUGCUGUGACUCUAUCCAAGGCCAGAGGGAAUGUGACCUAGGGAACCAGUGGUCAAGCUGAGAUGCAAGCCACGUUCAUCCCCCAAGACCUUGCUGUCGCCUUCAUGCAGAAACCACUAGUGCAGUGUUCACGCAGGUUCCUGGGAGAGCUGGCAGCUGCUGAAAAGGACCCACAUGGGCCACCCCAGGAGAGCCGCACAGUGAGUUGUCCACGUUCCAACUGUAUCUCCCUCCAUCCCCACCACAUCCUCUCCUUGUGGCCUCAGGCCUGUCACAUGCUCAGGGUCCACCAGGACUAACUACAAAGGAUUCAACCCUAAAAUAAUUUUUGAAGAGAUUUAUCUUCAAAAAUUGUGGUGGGAGCAGCAGAUUAAGUUGUCAGCUCAAGAUCAUUUCUGGAGGGUCUUAACUAUUAAAAACAAAACAAUGCAAAAUCAACAAAAGCUCUUCAGUGAGACAGUCUUUAUCUGGAUUACUUCCUCUGCUAACUCAGCUGGAAGACCAAUUAUUUUCAGUUUCAUUAAAAAAAUAUCAGUUCCCAAUUCUUGGCAGAGCUACGUUAUAUAUUCAUAUCUAUAGGCUAUGUUGAAGCAAUUCUAGAAUGUUCUAUCAUGUGAAAACCGAGUUUGGUUGUUACUUAAAUCUGCUAAGAAACUUGCAUAUAUUGAUACCUUUUCAAAUUCCAAGGUGAACCUUCAGUUUCUAGUCUAUUUUGAAAUGAAACAUUUUUAUUUAAGAUUUGACACAUUUCUUUAAACUGCUAAAAAAUCUUAAAAAGACAUAAUAAAGGUUAUAUGAAGGAAAUGAUAAAAAUACAUUGUUUAGUACCCAAGAAUAGUAUUUGCAGAACAUUGACUGUGUGCCAGGCACAGUGCUCAGUGCCUCAAUACAUUCAUAUUUAAUCCUCAUACUAACUGCUGUUAUCCCAGUUUUACGGGUCUGGAACCUAGAGCCUAAGCAAACUUGCUCAAGGUCACACAAGGGAGUAAGUGACAGAGCUGAAAGUAAUCAUGCGGUUUAAAAAAACUAAAGGAAGAAUACUCUUAGACUGCAGAAUCCAUUCGUCAAAUGCAGUCUGACAUGCGCGGCUACUCUGGUUUAAAUGGCUCCAUUUCCAGAACACCCAGUAGAAGAGAGUUCAGUCCCAUCUUUUGUACACGUGUAAAUUAAAGCCUGGAGGGGUAAAUGGACGUGCUGAAGGUCAUAAAACUACUUAACGGCAAAACUGGGACAGAAUUCAGGUCUUCUGCCUGCCUGGCCAGCACUGCUCCUGCUACAGACUUGCUUCCGUAGGAGUCUGCUGCUUGAGCUGAGUCUCGGUGCAUAGAGGAGAGACGGUUACGUUAUGGUUGCCUUCUACUGUACCCUCUGCCUUCUCAGCUUAGAUGGGGUCUGCGUGAACCUUUAUAGAAUAGCAGCCAUGACAGGUGGGAAAAAAUAAGAUGAAUUAUAUCAUUCCUACCCUCCCAUCCUGGGCUCAUAAGCUCGUGGGUAGCACUGCCAUCACCUCCUCCUGUCAUCAUUUUCCCCAGAUGUGUUGCUGUGAAGUAGAUUCGCUGGAAACUUACCCGUGUAAAAUUCUCACACCUUUUAGGCACUGAUGCUUCCCCGUGGAGUCUAGUCUACUGCAGUGCAAAACACAUGCAUUUAUUCUUUACAGCUCUCCAAGUUGCUGGAACUUUGGCUCAAAGUGGUAGCUCAAAGAUGUGCAUUCUCUGCAGUGUUAUUCUUAUAACCCUUUUUGUUGCGUUGGAGUCAAGGAUCCUUUUUCUUUUCUUUUUUUUUUUUUGAAUGCCGAGGGUCCUAUUCACUUGUGGGGCCAGUCAGUGUUAUGUGAUGGUGGGCUUCCUUUAAGGGAAGGACAAAGCUCUGACGAUAUGCUAACCCAGACCAGUUCCUGUAACUCUACAAUCUGUGCUGCUGUGUUUCUCUUUCUGUGCUGGGUGUCUAAGUGCCAUGACUGUAGGUCCUGUAACGUUGUUAUUCAGUGGUCCUGUGUACCUCAGAGCCCACUGGCUGGCUAUAACUUGUCAUUUUUUUCAGAUGAAUGCUCUGUACCAUUAAGCAGGCUUUUAAAUUUGGGCCUUUUGACAAAUGAAUGUCUGCUGUUGUGUGAAAGCAGAUUUUGAAACCUGCUUUCCAUUCCUCCAGGUACUACUUUUUCUUUGCUGUGUGCCUUUAAUGUCUAUGGAACUGUUGCAGAAAAGUUUAAUGUGACAUAAGCUAAAUAAAGUGUUUUUUCAUAAUUUUGGUUUUAAAAAUGUAUUUGU